Rhododendron vialii is the source of this 2076-nucleotide messenger RNA. Its product is annotated as peptide-N4-(N-acetyl-beta-glucosaminyl)asparagine amidase A-like. The record is from RefSeq and is a predicted model, not a curated record. Gene Ontology annotation, cellular component: vacuole. The transcript has a single exon. Lineage: Eukaryota; Viridiplantae; Streptophyta; Magnoliopsida; Ericales; Ericaceae. The coding region runs from base 181 to 1917 and encodes 578 amino acids.
UUGGAGCACCUUGCACUCCAAGAGCAAGCCUCUCCUUUCUUGUGCAAAAUUUUGCACACGCCAUUGACGAUGACCCAAGAAAAGAAACACAAGAUUUUCCACACCUCACAACUAGCAUAUACCGUACUUAUAAGUAUCUCUCUCAUAGAGGUCUGAAACAGAGGAACAUCAAACCCACCAAUGACGUCCGUCCUCCGCCUCCUCCUCCUCCUCCUCCUCUCUCUCUCCCUCCUCCACCACUCUCUCUCCGCCACGGCAAACAAUUACAUCCACAAGAAAACCCACUUCAGGCCAGAACUCAUCUCUGACCUCUCCACCAAAACCCACCCCACCACAUUCUUCGAAGUAACCAAACCCAUCCAACUUCCCAAAACCAAACCAUGCUCCUACCUCCUCCUUCAACACGAUUUCGGCUACACCUAUGGUAGUCCACCAGUUCUUGCCAAUUAUACCCCUCCCUCAAAUUGCCCAUCUCAAAAUUUCGCCAAAAUUGUCCUCCAAUGGGAGGCUACAUGUAAAGGUACCCAAUUUGAUCGCAUUUUCGGGGUUUGGCUCGGCGGCGUGGAGCUUCUCCGGAGCUGCACGGCGGAGCCGACAGCCAGCGGAAUAGUUUGGACCGUAAAGAAGGACAUUACAAGGUAUUAUUCAUUGCUAAUGAAUAAUCAAACACUUGCUGUUUUUCUUGGUAACUUGGUCAAUGACGUGUACACUGGUGUGUAUCAUGCGAAGAUAACAAUCCAUUUCUAUCCUGCUGAAGUGAAUUCGGGUAAUUCAGUUAGUGGGUAUGGUUCUUCGGCUGAUUUGAUCAUUCCCAUUUCGCAAAAUAUUCCUUCGAAUGACGGGUUGUGGUUUCGCAUCGGAAAUUCGGCUGAUACAACGUCGAAAAAGUUCAUGAUUCCCCAAAAUGCAUAUAGGGCUGUGGUGGAAGUCUAUGUUUCAUUUCAUGAGAAUGAUGAGUUCUGGUAUACCAAUUUGCCGAACAACUUUAUUACCGCGAAUAAUCUAUCAAUGCCACUCCAAAACGGGGCUUUUAGGGAGGUUGUGGUCGCAUUGGACGGCAUGGAAAUUGGCGCGGUUUGGCCUUUUACUGUGAUCUAUACCGGAGGGUUUAAUCCCCUUCUGUGGAGACCUAUUACGGGGAUUGGAUCGUUUGAUCUCCCUUCCUAUGAUAUUGAAGUCACUCCCUUUCUGGGGACAAUACUCGAUGGAAAGACCCAUGAGUUUGCAUUUCGUGUGACGAAUGCCUUGAAUGUGUGGCUCAUAGAUGCCAAUUUGCAUGUUUGGUUGGACAAGGAGAGUGUAAAAACCGAAGGCCAGCUUUUGAAACACUCUGUAUUACCCGCUGUUGUGAGCCUGGUUUCUAACUUUACAGGUAUAAAUGGAAAUUUUCUGACGACGGUUAACAAAUCUGUGUCAUCAGUUGGAUGGGUGAAGUCGUCCCACGGAAAGAUCGCCACAAAUGCAAUCCAACUAUUCGAUUUCAGCAACUUUAUGGUGUUGGGGAAAGAUGGGGAUUUGCAGAUUGUCAACCAAAUAAUCAACUUCAAUGACAGUGUCGAUGCCAAGUCGUCGUCAUCUUUUUUCUCAACGAAGUCAUCCAAGAGAUUUCCUCUGUAUCUAUACUUGGAAGAUGUGGACAACGGAAAUGGAACUUUCUCUAUGGUAACGAAUUUGACAUUGGGUUAUAACGAGCAGGGGGUUAAGGAUGGCGGUUCUGGAUUCUCAGUUAGUUCUCUCAAGAAUUUGCAGAACGGGCAGAGUGUUCUGCUUCGAAAGGGGAAAUCGAUAGUCGCUGGAAGUUGGAGUACCCAGCAAGCCUACCAAUAUGGUGAUGGUAAAUUCUGCUAUUUCAGAAACGUAAGCAGCUCGAAUAGUGCUAUUCUGCACGAUGAGGAGGGAAAAACUUGUCGCAAGUAAUUUCCGGCUCCGAUAGAUUUUUGGGCUUGCCAAAUGGUGUCCUUUUCCUACUCAGCGGGUCGUUUUACCAUCUGCUUCUCGUGAUAAUAAGAAACAUCUCCUAUUUACUAGUAUUUCGUUACGCUUUCAUCAAUAAAUGGUUUAAUCUGGGUUCUCUUA